This is a messenger RNA of Paraglomus brasilianum, 2622 nucleotides long. Lineage: Eukaryota; Fungi; Glomeromycota; Glomeromycetes; Paraglomerales; Paraglomeraceae. The record is from the annotation of a GenBank genome assembly.
AUGGCCUCUAUACUGCCUCUAGUUCCCACUAAGAAUGCUCCGCCGAUAACUCUUUGCCAACGGCCCGGCUUCGGCGAUGAAGGAAGUGGCUCAAGAAAGAGGACUGAAGUUUUGACGAACAGAUUCGAACUACGGAUGGGAAAGGCAUCAAAUUACUAUCAAUAUAUAGUCGAAUUCUAUAGGCUUUCGCGUAAUGAGGAUGAAAGUGGCCAUAGAGAGCCUCUUACUGGCGAUUCCAACAGCAAGAAAGAGCUCCGAAGAUGCAUUUUCAAUGCUUUCCAAACAAGUCAUCGGUCGGAUAUUUUCCAACACAUCGGCGCUGCAUAUGAUGGCGGCAGUGUUGUUUAUACAACCCGCAAGCUAGCUCUUGGGGAAACCAAUCGAACUAGCGAACUUGUUGAAUUAAAUAACGAUCACAAUCAUACUGGCAGACCAAAUGAGUACUAUAUACAUAUAAAAGAUCAUGACAACGAGCCGGAAAUCUUGCUUGAUGAUUUGAGAGCCGUUUUAACGAGCAAUAAUUUCGAGUGGGACUUUUUCAACAAUCAAGGCUUGAAAAUGAUUAAUGCCUUCUUACAUCAUAAUCCCGCUCUCAAAUAUACUCAAUAUGGCGAAUCAAUAUUUGACCCUGGGACUAAAGAAUUGCUUGGAGGUGGCGUGGAAUUGUGGCAAGGAUUCUUUUCAAGUGCUCGCUCGGGCGAUGGUAAAGUCUAUUUGAACGUGAAUGUGAAUCAUAUGACCGCUUAUGAGCCGGUUAGCUUGGAGGAGUGGAUUUGCAAAUUUAUCGGUAAACAGAGACUGCCGGGUAACUUUAACAAACGAACGUUUGACAAUAUAAACAGUGUCAUAAAGGAUAUCAAAGUCAGACCUCUCCAUCGCCCGGAAUGUAAGACCAAAUACAUUGUCUGUAGACUGCAUAAUAAAAAUGCGCACCAAGCUACGUUUCCCAACAAAGAUGGAAAGACAAUAAGCGUUGCUGAGCAUUUUAAGAAUGUCUACAAUGUAACCUUGAAAACACAUCAUAUAAUCGAAAUUCGCAAAGGAAAGACCCUAAUUCCGAUUGAAUUUUGUGGGAUCAUUGAGGGACAACGAUAUCAAGACAAGCAUUUGACCGGCGAACAACGCGCUAAGAUUAUCAGAAUCACAGCCAAACGUCCCAACACAAACAAAAAACUCAUUCUAGACGGUAUCAAGAAUGUAUUGUUACUUAAACAAGAAGGUCUAUUCCAACAAGCCGGCUUUACUGUCGAUAUGGAAAUGGCUCUCGUGCCAGCGCAUUUCAAAGAAAUGCCAGAACUCACUUUCGCCUCACCUUCUAAUAGGCCUAUUACUGUCAAACCGGAAGAGUGUGAUGCUACAUGGAAUUUGCGUGAUCUAAAAUUCUUCAAACGGGGAGAGAACCUGCUGAGUUUGUUUGCCAUUUCCUUUUUGCCGGGAACUUUCUCGAAAUCAGUCAAGGGAUUCCUUCGCAAAUUAGGCGACCAAGCGAGAAAAUUGGGUAUGGAAAUCUCAACCGAAGCUCCACAAGUCGAGUGUGUCCAAUGGGUAGACUAUAAUCAGGCUCGUGAAGAAAUUUCAAAAAUCCUUGAAGAUAAGAGAUCGAAGAACUGUUUGCCCCAACUUGUUUUUUACAUUCUCGAAGAUAAAAAAAACUGUUCCCAAGUAUAUAAUCCCGUCAAGGUAAUCAGUGAUACCCAAAUUGGUAUCUUAUCUCAAUGCAUUCAGGCCUCCCGUAUCAAAGACGUUAAGACGGCAUACCUCUCGAAUGUCGCCUUAAAACUCAACUUGAAACUCAAUGGAAUAAACUACACCAUGGACCUGCCUCGAACCAAAAAAGUACCAACGAUGUUUCUCGGAGCCGACGUCACUCAUCCACCAUCAGGGUCAAAGGGAGUUCCAUCGAUUGCAGCAGUUGUAGGAUCCGUUGAUGAAUAUGCCGUUCAAUACGUAGAGAAACAUCGAGAACAGCAUAAGGAAUCAAAGAACAGCCAGAAAACCGGUCGCGGUAAAGAAGAAAUCGACGAUAUGAGUGAUAUGGUAUAUGAGAUUCUAUGUGAAUUUGAAGGUGUCCGCAAGUCGUUUCCGCAAAGCCUCAUAAUGUGUAGAGAUGGUAUCAGCGAAAGUCAAUUUCAGUCUUUGGCAUUAGAAAAGGAACUUCCUUCUAUAAAAGCGGCAUGCCACAAAGUGGAUCCGAAUUAUAACCCGACGAUUACCUAUAUCGUCGCUUGUAAAAGACACCAGACAAGAUUUUAUCCUAAGCAACCGGACGAUGAAAAUGACAGAAAUAAAAACGUAAAACCCGGAUUGACUGUUGAGCGUGACAUCACUCACCCGCAAUUCUUUGAUUUUUAUAUCAAUUCACAUUCGAGUCUUCAAGGAACCUCACGUUCAUGUCGUUAUUGUGUCCUCUAUGACGAGAAUGGGUUUGGAGCGGAUGAGAUUCAGGACCUUUUGAACAAGCUGUGUUAUAAUUUCCAACGGUCGCCUAGAGCAGUUUCCAUUCCUGCACCAACCUAUUAUGCGCAUUGCGCCGCGAAGAGGGCGCGAUCACAUAUUGUCGACGGGCAACUGCAUGUAACCGAGCCGAAUUUGGCAAGUCGAUAUCCCAUGUAUUAUGUCUAA